CAUGGGGCCCACGCGAUCCUUGCCCCGCCGCCCGGUCGCUCUCCGGGCGUCGCCGUCGUGGGCAGCAGGAGCUACGGACGGAGGAGAGGGGGUCGGUAGGGUACGCGCGGUCGGCCGGGUGCCACUCCCGCGGCCGCGCAGGGUGAGAGGUUCCCGUCCGUCACCGCGCCGUGUCGUCAGCGUCACAGGCUGUUGUCGCAGGUACCCAUUUUUAUCUGUUGCUAUGGUAAUCAACGUCCUGGCUCGUCGGGCACUUGGUUCUGCAAAAGUUUUGGAAUUAGAGUCUGUUUGGAACAGCUUGAUCAAAGUCAUGGCAUUUGGUCACGGAGAGUGAUCAAAGUAGGUACUAGCAUGGUCCUGUCCUUUUUGGUAGUAUCGUUGCUUCCUUGGGAAGCUUGUACCUCUGUUCUCAUAUAAUUUAGCAUCCACUGCAUUCAAGGGGGAGAUUCAACCAAGGCAUGUAAUGCCACGACGCUGCCCCGCGGCUCAUAUUCCUGCAAGCACAAAUGAAUGCAUGAGAGGAACAUUCCAACUCAAAUGUCGUGACUAGAUGUUGUCGGUAUGAAUUCGUCAUGAACAUGUCAGUACAGCCUUCUCCAUCGAAUUCUUCAAACGGGAUGACUUACCAGCUAAUUAUCUGCCAAAUAGGGUAAGAAAUAUUCAGGAAUUUUAGUCAGUCAGAAGCUACAUUUACUAGUGAGUUUCAAAAUUGGCUUCUCAUUGAAGGGAUGUAUAAUAUUUUGUGGAAGCCUACUCAUCUUUUUCAACCUUUUCAGAGAGUCCUUGUGCUAAGUAUAGUGGGAUGUGGUACUGAGGGCAUCUUCAUUCAAAAUCAAAGUGGCUAGGAGAUAAAAUUCCAAAGCCUAAAUACGUAGAGUCCUUCCCCUUAAUCAAUUGUUGCUUCUUGUCAAUCUACAUCAGUUGCAGAUUGGCUUCAUUCAAAAUUGGCUUCUUUUUUAAGAGAUAAAUAUAAUAUUUUGUGGAAGCCUACUCAUCUUUUUCAACCUUUUUAGGAAGUCCUUGCGCUAAGUAUAGUGGGAUGUGGUACUGAGGACGUCUUCAUUGAAAAUCAAAGUGUCUAGGAGAUAAAAAGUUUCAAAGCCUAAAUAUGUAGAGUCCUUCCCCUUAAACAAUUGUUGCUUCUUGUCAAUCCACAUCAGUUGCAGCGUUUCUUAGCUGGAAGGUUGGUAAUCCAGGUUGUUAUUCAGUGAAUUCAGGCUGAUGGGAUCUGGCGACACUCAACCCAUUCACUUUUAACAGUAUCUCAUAAAAAUAGUUUCUUCAUAACAUGAUCAGUAAGGCCAAGUAUUGUCUUGUAGAUGUUACACUAUACUGCGUUUUUGACUGUCAGUAAUUGCACAGGCAUGAGACAGUCAAUUUAUAGUUGCUCUGUGCGCCUUCUCUAUCAUUAGCCAGAGCUGUCCAGCUCGAACAUUGGUGAAUCACUAUCCUUACUUGAAGGGAAUAGUCUAAGACUUCCAAGUUGGGACUUCAGUAGUUUGAUUUAUCUUGUAAGGUUAGUUGAAAAAUUAAAAUAUGGUAUAAAAUUUGAUCAUAAAAAUACAUUUAUGAGAUAAUAUCACUUGCUUAUAUACUUUUUUCUAUUUUUACUGACUGGGCACAUUUAUGAGAUAAUAUCACUUGAUCUUACAACUACAUUUUCACAAAUAAAUUAUCCAAGGUGAAUUAUUGCCGAUGUCUCUUUCCAUGAGUCGUGAUGGGGAAGUGCCAAUUCAAAUGGAAUGGCUCCAACAUGAUAUUACUGUCAAAAUCCUUUUAUUUUCGUCUAUUAAAGAGUAUUUAAGUCCUUGAAGUACUUAGAAAUGGCUCCGACAUGAUAUUACUUGAAGGUUUUAUUUUUUCAAAAUACACAAACUGCCCACCAAAUGAUAUUCAGCAAGUGUUAAUGAAUUAAUCACCGUCUAUUGAUGACCUCCAAGGGGGGAAUUAUGACAAAGAAAUAAAAACUGUUCGAAAAAAACAAAGAACAAAAUUAAGAAAAAUUACAAACAGAAAUCAUGAUUUGCGCAGUUUUCUCCCUUUAGGUUUUCUCUAGGUCCACAGUUUUCAGUGUCAGAGUGAGAAUUUAUAUGAUGCCAGAUCCUUGAGUACUACCUUUAAAGUUUUUUGGAAGUUUUCAUAUUAUGUUUUGAUAACAAAGCAAUAGUAUUUAUCAUGAUAGCGGUAUAACACCUAUUGCGUGAUCUGCAUCGGAUGUCUCCUAGAAAUGCACAUCACAACUUAUAGCUUCUUGCAUACAUAUUGGAAGGCAGGAUGGAAUAGACCUGAUGUAGAAAAAUAUUAUUUUUAUUAUGCCAUUAGUUAUCUACGAAAGGCAAACUUCUGUUUACUGCUUUUACUUUCAGCGCAGAAAUAAACAUCAGUACCUGGGCCUAGAAACGGUACAAUGAGAGUAACAAUUUAACAGAUGCAAUUUUUGUGCUGUGGCCAUUUUUUCAUAGAUUUUCCCUCUUAUUUCAUCCAAAAUGUCUAUAUUCUAGAUUAAAUGAGAUAAUUUUCUAUUCAACCAAAAUUAUGUCUCUUAUUGUUGCAGUAUACCUGAGAGAGCACACAGCCUUUUUUUUAUUGGAUUGCAUUCGUCCAGAAAUAGUAAUCUGCUCAAGUUUCAUCAUUUUAUGCUAUCAUUGUCUAUAAAUAAUAAGAUGCUGAAGUUUUGGCGCACAUCCUUUAGCAGAUUAAAGUUUCUAUGCAAGAUUCAGUGAAGGCCGGAGCAUAGUCACAAAGAUUCGGGGUCUAUGCUCAAGUUGUAUGUCGUUGUUGUUUUAGCAAACAUGAUUGUGCACUGGACGUUUUUGCAUUAAGGAGGAGAAAAGAACCGAGAACUCUGCAGAGGCUAAGCUUACCCCAUAAGUCAUUGCCGACCAGUUCCGGAGAGCUACAAGCCUAGGAUGCUGACUGCCUGUAUGUUCCAACUUUCUUAACACAUUUUAACAUCAGGAUGCUCAAUAUCAUCAUAUUAGUUCAUAAUCCAUAAAUCCAUAGACAUACGGUAGGCGUGCAGCUUGCAGUGGACACAUGAAGGUCAGGUUGUUUCUCAUCCACUCAUCUGCUAUAGUGCACCAGAUGAUGAAAUGUUGUUGAAAUAUAGUUUCUUAAGAUGGCAAAGAGGUCAAGACACAUAUAAAAGCUGUGAUACAUCAGGUGUGCUGCAGCUUCUAUACUCAGGGGACGUCAUACUUUUGGUUCCUGUGGCAUCAUUUGCAAACAAAUUGUCGUUUUAGAAAAGGAUAGCUAACUAAUUAAGAUCAUACCAAGUUACCAACCCCUUGUACCAUAUUGAAUAUUGAAGUACAAGAAUCGACUUGGUCACAGAGCUUCAUAUAUUUUUGUUUGAGUGAGCAAUGUUGGUUUGAGAUACUCAUGCAUGUACGUGCUACAUGCAUGUACAUGCUGUGCAUGAUAGCUCCUAGAGUCCCGGUGCUGGCCGGUCGGGAUACUCCAGGCUACGGCCUAUAUGUACUCAUGUGUAUCCGUAAUCAAUAAAUGCUAUUCUUCCCCAUCUACUAUUCUACAAGCAGGAUCAACAACUCUAGUAGUUGUACCCCGUGAUGCUGCAUUACUUUCGGUAACUGUUUUUUUAAACAAAAAACUUAAACACAGCACAGAUUAUUAUGGGUCAGACUGGACUCUUGCUUCCAGAUCACACUAAGUUAAUCAAAUCACCAUCACUAUCUCCAUCAGCGAAUAGAAAAGCAUGAAAAUUGAAAAGGACUGGACAAUUUUUUCUAGUGAAAUUGCACGGAGUUAUACAUAUAUGCGGGCAGACAUCCAUUGCAGUUGCAACAGAGCUUUCAUGACCCUUUUGUCUGAUGCUUGUCUGCAGAGUUUGGUGGCUCACAACAUGUAUAAAAUGCAAUAGAAGCUUAAUGGCAGCCUUGUUAACUCAGUACUUAAUCUGGCGCCAGCUAAUAGUAAAUUGAUCGAUGGGGAGGCAGCCGUGCUGUGACAAGCAGGGGGUGAAGAGGGGGCCAUGGACAGCAGAGGAGGACAAGAAGCUCAUCAGCUUCAUCCUGACACACGGCCGAUGCUGCUGGCGAGCAGUGCCUAAACUGGCAGGGCUGCUGCGCUGCGGAAAGAGCUGCCGGUUGCGGUGGACUAACUACCUCCGCCCUGAUCUCAAGCGUGGCCUCCUCAGCACUGCCGAGGAGCAGCUCGUCAUUGAUCUCCAUGCCAAGCUCGGCAAUAGAUGGUCCAAGAUUGCUGCCAAGUUACCUGGGAGAACAGACAACGAGAUCAAGAACCACUGGAACACACACAUCAAGAAGAAGCUCAUCAAGAUGGGCAUCGACCCAGCCACGCACCAGCCUCUGGCCAACUCCAAGGCGUCUACUUCACAAUCCACUGAUACAGCUGAAUCGACAAAAUCCAGUGACACCAGAGACGAGCAGGGUGUGAAGGAAGGUAGCCGUAGGGACAUGGCACUGCCCACUGACUCGUCGGAGCAGUCCAGCUGGGUGGAGUCAGGAAACGAUGGCAGUGGUCAGGACCAGGAGCAGCUGGUGAAUUGGCUGCCAGAGACAGAUCUGCCCAUGGAUGAGCCGUGGCUGAAUUUUAUGAGCACCAACCAUGAUGCGCUUGGCAUCGUGGAGGAGCCCUUGCCAUGGGACGGAGCAACAGAUUGGUUGCUUGACUACCAAUAUUUUGGCAUGUGCAGCUUGAACUUGAUCGACAAUUCAACACUUCCCAGCUUAGAUGGAUCAAACUUCUGAAGAUCAUAGAAGACAGGCGUCAGGUGUGUGUGCGCUGCGGUGUUCCUAGUAUCGACAAUCAAUACAUACAUGAAUAAGACUGAAAACAUACGGGCUUGAGGCGUAUUUAGGCCAUAGAAUAGUGAUACCUUGCCCUUAAAAUUAAGGGUUUUGUGUUGGUAGAACCCAAAUGUUUCUUCAGUAUGAGAAGUUGUAGGAGUACAGACUACAGAGUCUCAUUGUCUGAACAUGCGAUACAUCCAAUGAGCAACUUGACUGUACAUUACGUGCAAGAGGUUGUGUAAUGCUCAGCAGGUUCCUGAUUUCUACUGAACAGCAAUGCAUAACCUGUUGAUUUGUGCAA
Molecule: messenger RNA, 5073 nt
Organism: Panicum virgatum (switchgrass)
Lineage: Eukaryota; Viridiplantae; Streptophyta; Magnoliopsida; Poales; Poaceae
Product: MYB-like transcription factor ODO1
Exons: 4
Coding region: 3945-4730 (261 amino acids)
Source: RefSeq, a predicted model, not a curated record